CCUUCCAGACGAUGAAGCUCCACUUCAUCGCCCUGGUCGCUCUUGUAACAGCGACAAGCCUGUGCAAUGCGGGGUCCCUGCGGCUGCACAAGAGACAAGCCUCUGACGAUGAGGCUUACAUCGUUGAUACGCUCAAGGACAUUGGAAGAACACUAAAGGACCAGUUCCUUGUUAUCGGCAGCCAGAUACAGAACAAGACUCAAGAACUGAAAGAAACCACGGGAUUUCACGCCCAGCAGAUCAAAGAGCAGCUUAAGGUUCUGUUUGAACAGCUGAAGAUUGCUCGCGAUGCACUCUCUAAAAAGCUUUUGGAGCUCUUCGUCCCUGCAAGGUACUCGAACUCUAAUGUAAACGUCCUCCAAAUUCUGUCUUCCCUCACCAGUCUGCGAGAGAGGCUUCAGAAGUUCCUUACCGAAGUUCAGUCGGCUACAGGCGAGAAGUGGGAAAAGCUCAAGGGGCUUAUCCAGGAGCUGCGUAGCGAAAUCAGGAAAAAGGUGCAGGAGCUUCUACAUGGCUCCACGGCUCUCGCCACUUACUCUGCCCUCGACACAUGGAAUGAUGACGACUAUGAGGCCUACAUCGUGGAUACGCUCAAGGAGAUUGGAAGAACACUCAAGGACCAAUUUCUCGUUAUUGGCAGCCAGAUACAGAACAAGACUCAAGAACUCAAAGAGACCGCUGGAUUUCACGCCCAGCAGAUUAAAGAACAACUCAGGGUUCUCUCCGAACAGCUGAAGAUAGCUCGCGAUGCACUCUCUAAGAAGCUUUCCGAGCUCUUCGUCCCUGCAAGGUACUCGGACACCAAUGUAAACAUCUUCCAAAUUCUAUCUUCCCUCACCAGUCUGCGAGAGAGGCUUCAGAAGUUCCUUACCGAAGUUCAGUCGGCUACAGGCGAGAAGUGGGAAAAGCUCAAGGGGCUUAUCCAGGAGCUGCGUAGCGAGAUCAGGCAAAAGGUUCAGGAGCUUCUCCACGGCUCCACGGCUCCCGCCACUUACACUGCCCUCGACACACGGGAUGAUGACGACUACGAGGCCUACAUCGUGGAUACGCUCAAGGACAUUGGAAGGACACUGAAGGACCAGUUCCUCGUUAUCGGUGGCCAGAUACAGAACAAGACUCAAGAACUGAAAAAAGCCGCUGGAUUUCACGCCCAGCAGAUUAAAGAACAACUCAGGGUUCUCUCCGAACAGCUGAGGAUUGCGCGCGAAGCACUCUCUAAGAAGCUUUCUGAGCUCUUCGUCCCUGCGACGUACUCGGACUCUAAUGUAAACGCCUUCCAAAUUCUGUCUUACCUCACCGGCCUGCGAGAAAGGCUUCAGAAGUUUCUCACCGAUGUUCAGUCGGCUACAGGCGAGAAGUGGGAAAAGCUCAAGGGGAUCAUCCAGAGCCUGCGUAGCGAGAUCAGAGAGAAAGUGAAGGAACUUCUAAAUAGAAAAGCAAAUGACUUAGGAAGCAGUGACGACACCCAGAACAAGGUACGGAGGAGCUCCCCCUUGGCAGAGAGGAACGCUCUCUUUGGCGACAAGAAUGUUCUCUCUGAGAUGGCGUUUGGCUGUUCUGCUGAAGGAACUAGAUGAGGGACAGGAUAAGUUCGAUGACGUUAAGUCGAAGAUUGAACGCCUGCGUAAGGAAAUCAGGUACCAAGUUGGUCUAUAUUUUAAUCGCACUAAAGCCCAACCUGCCUUGUACCAUGCGUUAGAUGAUGAACAAGAAGGUUACCUCACCAAAGCACUGCAAGAUGUUGCUGUUACGUUGAAAGAGAAGUUUCUUGUCCUUGGAGAAAAGAUCAAGGACCAAACUCUCGGAGCUCAAGGCAGCUGUUGGUGAGCACGCAGCUGUUGAUCCAGGAGCAGUUGAAGGACCUUUACGCCCAGCUUCAGCGCGCUAGGGAAGAUCUAAAGGGACAGCUUUUUAAACUUUUCCGGCCAGCAGCAUACGCAUCAUUCGAAGAUAACGCCGCUAUGAUUUACCAGAAAUUGAAUGUGCUUCGUCAGAAGCUUCCUAAUGUUUCUUGAAGAUGUUAAAACCCUCACUGCGGAGAAAUGGGAGCACGUUAAGGAGGUUAUCGCUGAGCUUACGCGAAGAGAUACGGCAAAAAGGUGCGUGAACUGCUCGCGGGACGAACAGGUGUAGUCAUGUACGCGGCCGAAGACAGUGUCCCCAGUCAAAGCGUAAUAGACACGCUUAAGGAUACAGCGAGGACGUUGAAAGAGAAGUUUCAAACACUUGGUCAAAAAAUACGCGCCAAAGUUGUCGAGCUCCAAGACGCAGUAGGGGAGCAAGCUGUUCUUAUCAAGAAACAGUUAGAAUCUCUAAAGUCAAAGUUUAACAAGGCCCACAGUGAACUAUGAAGAAGCUUUUCUCUUUGUUCAGACCUGCGCAAUAUGGCGCUGUUAAAGAAGCACCAGAAGAGGAAAGGCAACUCUCGCUACUGAAACAGAGACUGGACCGCCUCCUUUCCACAAUCGCAGCAUCUCCGCCAGAAGAAUGGUCUGCCUCGGAAGACGCGAUCGGCGAAAUGUGUCGGGAGAUUGAAGAGUUUCUCAAGAAGUACCAGUAGGUAUAGCACUGAAUGAAGAAUAUACGCUCCCUUUUGUGCUUUUACAAGCGGGUCACAGAAUUCCGCUUUUAAUCAUUACAAGUUCAAUAAAGUUUUACAACAAGGACA
Molecule: messenger RNA, 2668 nt
Organism: Rhipicephalus microplus (southern cattle tick)
Lineage: Eukaryota; Metazoa; Arthropoda; Arachnida; Ixodida; Ixodidae
Source: RefSeq, a predicted model, not a curated record